UCAUAUACAGACAUAUACAGAGUGAUCGAGUACGAAUUCAGUGUGGUCAGGUAAAGACAUGGCGACUUUACUGAAACAUAGGGCGCUGCUGGGGUUAUCGGUGUUAGCUGUGCUUCUCGUCAUCGGUGCGUUCACAAGUCCAGGGUGGUUUCGUAUCCAUUACCUAUCCUUUGGAUCAGGGGAUGGUUGGGAGGAUCAUCUAGUGGAAGACGGACCCAUUGCCAUGGCCAAGAGAGAGGGAGAACUUGGCCGCAAACGUCAUAAACACCACCACCACCACCAUCAUGGAGACGACAAUGCUCUGUUGCCAGAGGAUAAAUUUGUGUCCAUCUCUGCUGGGCUGUGGUACUUUGUGACAUGUGUAAAAUAUAUCGGAGAAGAUAUGGAGGAACACCACAAGUGUCACCACAGUUCCUAUUGUCAUGCCAGACGAGAGGUUGACCGGCUGCCGGAGGAGUUACGCGGAAUCGGGCUCGAAUCCAUCUACAGAAAUGCAGGCGACAUAGCUCGGUUCGGAUUACUGGAGUUCCAGGUUGAGGCCGCUAUCGGAAUGGUAUGUGCUAUCAUCGGAAUGAUUGCCGGAUUCCAGUACGUGCGUGGUCAGUUCACAAAGAGAUGCGCUGGACUGGUCACUUUCAUCUUUCACCUCGUCUCCGGCGUACUGUUUGCGGUGAUCUUCGGCAAUGCUGUCGGGAUGUACAAGAUCGGAAUGCUGGCUUUGUCCCAAGUAUACGGGUACGAUAUGAAUUCCCCAUAUCUGUACCUUGCAGCCCCCUACUCGCUCCUGAUGGUGGCAGUUGCCUCCAUUGUAAUACUUGGGAACUCCCUCGUGUUCCUCCUCAUCCUCUCAAAGGGACCGCGAAAACACAUCGACCUGAUCAGCGCCCAAGGGAAAGGACCGGGAGUACCUUUCGGAAUGAUUUCCCCGCCUGGCUACAAACCAUUCCCUGGUCUGGGGGACCGCCCAUCCUUUAAAGAAGAAGAUCCACUUCAAGAGAAAGUGCCUUUGUAAUCACUAGGCUAACCUCGGCCAAUUCCGUAUCCUUUAUCAGAUAGUUGUUGAUUAACUUGCAGAAUCAGCCGAGAUGUGUUGUAUUGUGCCCAAGGCGAGCAAUUCACUUACUUUCAUAAUGUCUAUAUAUGUUGUUCAAGGAGAUUUACAUGUGUUGUAGUAGACUGGAUGUUUAUUCGGAAGUUAAUUAUAAUAUUUGAUGACAAAAACAAUAUUCAACAUGUAUCUAGUCCUCUUAGGAGUCUCUUCACUUUGACUGCUACUGCAGAGAUGAGUAUUGGUGCUGUAUUUGCCGAUGGAAUCUGCUCAUCAACACGCGCUGUCUCAUCUGUAACGUUUUGAUAUUAUGCUGUACAUAUGCGCUAUAAAUGGAAUACCAAACAAAGACUGAUUUAGUUAUAGCGGAUGGUUUAAAACUAACUGCUGGUGAAGUAAGGUAAAUGUUGUAACGUUUAAAAGGAUGACGUCCAUUGAGAAUUAUUCGUUAUUUAUUCAGAGCUUAAUGUCAUGUGAUAUUGUACUAAUUUAUUGUCUUCUAAAAGAUCUGAUAUAUUUUUGGUAAAAUAGCUUUACAUGCCCAUCACAAAUUACGUUUAUAUGGAAAUUCCUAUUUGUUUAUAAAAUUCCAAAUAUGA
This is a messenger RNA of Ylistrum balloti, 1647 nucleotides long. RefSeq lists its product as uncharacterized. NCBI's taxonomy places the organism in Eukaryota, Metazoa, Mollusca, Bivalvia, Pectinida, Pectinidae. The record is from RefSeq and is a predicted model, not a curated record. The transcript has 3 exons. Bases 59 to 1012 code for a protein of 317 amino acids.